AUGGCCAAUGCCGAUGAGAUUUUUGACCCGACUCUGGAUGACAUCGAGGCAGAGAUCGGCGAGCUGGGAGGUGCCAACGACGGCGACGCAUCUGUUGACGCCAACCACGCUGAGGCUACAAUGGUCGCGUCGCCCGUGCCUAGGUCGGCGGAGGCGACGGCAGAAGCCGAGGCCGAGCCCAGUGCAGCGGAAGCGGCCCUGCAGGACAACAAAGAGAACGAUAUGGUCCUGACCCCCCUGUCGGACCCAAACGCAGCCCCGGCCGCCCCCGCCAUCGCCACAGCCCCCGCCGCUGUCAAGCCCGCCAUCCCCAUGAAGCGCAAGGCCCUGACCGUCGCCAAGGCCGCCAACAACAACGCCGCCACCGGCAGCGGCAGCAACGCCUUGCAGCCGGCUCUCGCUACGGCCCCGGUUAUAGCCACGGCGGCUGCUGCUGCGCGGCCCGCCAAGCAGCAAGAAGCCUCCGACGCCAUCGCCGAGGCGGCCGCACCCGCACCUGCCACUGGCGCCCCUGCCGCAGGCGGCCCCGCCGCCGACGCCCCCGAGUCGAUGGUCAGAGACGAACCCACCUUGGCCGAGGAGGCGCCCACAGGCCAGGAGCAGGAGGAGGGGCAGGCUGCCGACCAUGGAGAGGAGCGUGGAGAACAGGAGGCUGCGCAGGGGCAGGAGGAGCCCAGCGAGGCGCCCAGCGAGUCCGCACCGGCCACCUCGGUGCCAGCGCCUGCGGCGCUGCCGCCCAAGAAGCGGGGCCUUGCAGCCCCCAAGGCCAAGAAGGAUGGCAGCGGCGACGGCGCUGCCCCCACCCAGCCCGCUCCCAAGCCGCGCGCCCCCAAGGCGGUGACUGCGCCCAAGGCCGCGGGCGCGCCCAAGGCGCCAGCUGGCCCCAAGGCGGCUCCCGCCCCCAAGCUGCCCAGGGCACGCAACGCCUUCAUGAUAUUUGCGGAGGAGUGGCGCCCCAAGAUGAAGGCGGAGGACCCGUCCCUGUCCACGACCCAGGUGGGCAGCCUCAUGGGCCAGAAGUGGCGCGGCAUGACAACCGAGGAGAAGGCACCCUACCAGGCCAAGGCUGAUGCCGAGAAGAAGGAGGUCGAGGCCAAGCUGGCCGAGAUGGGCGGCGACGCGGUUGCGGCCAUCAAGGAGGCGCAGAAGGAGGCGCGCGCGGCAAAGAAGGACAAGCAGCAGGGCAGCGCCACGACUGGCGGUGCCUCUGCCGGCGGCGCGGCUGCGGGCGCAGCACCGGCGGCGGGCGGCGGCGGGCGCAAGAGGAAGGCCAAGGUCGUGGAGGAUGAGGCGGGCGACAGCGAGGCGCAGCAGCAAGACGACGCCGCGGCAGAGGUCAGCGUUGCCCCUUCCACCUCCACCGCCCCCCUGCCCUCCGCACCCGCCCCUGCGAAGCGCCGCCGCGCGCCCGCCGGCGCCGGCCGGAAGCGCGGCCGCAAGGGCGCGGGCGCGGGCGCGGCCGGGCAGGCGUCGGCGCAGGUGGAUGCGGAUGGCAGUGGCGGCGACGACGACGACGACGACGAGUGCGCAUCCCCUGGCGGCGACGGCCGCACGCAGGGCAGCCGCAGGGGGCGCGGCGGCGGCGGCGGCGCAGAUGAGGAGAGCGACGACAGCGACCGCGAAGACGUGGAUUGGGAGGGCCAUGCGGCGGAGGGCAUCUUUGCUUUGGGGCCCAGGGACAAGGUUGGGGGCUGUGAUGAUGCCUCUUCCUCGCUGCCUGUUGGCCUGCCAGAGCUGGAGGAGUACGAGGCCUUUGAGGAGAGGUUCUGGCGUGAGAUCAGGGACCACACGCAAGGGGAAAACAUUGAGCUGGACGACCUGCCCGAGGGCUCCUCCCUUGAGAUGGUGUAUGUGCUGGGCAAGCUGAGGGAGGAGGGCGGCCCCCUGGACGUCAGGGCCACAGCGCGGCAGGCGGCCAAGGGUCCCAGGAAGGACUUCAAGAUCUCCGUGCCGGCGCUGCGACUGAGCAUGGUGGUGCAGCGCAUGAUGGAACUGGAGCGCCGCGCGGGCCAGGAGGAGCGUGCGCGGCUGGCGGCGCGCGUGGCGGAGCUGGAGGCCUGCACUGUGGCGGCCGGCAAGGGGUUGCCUGCUGCGACAAAGGGUGUGGCUGCAUAA
Messenger RNA from Monoraphidium neglectum, 2115 nucleotides. RefSeq lists its product as hypothetical. The record is from RefSeq and is a predicted model, not a curated record. The transcript has 11 exons. NCBI's taxonomy places the organism in Eukaryota, Viridiplantae, Chlorophyta, Chlorophyceae, Sphaeropleales, Selenastraceae. The coding region runs from base 1 to 2115 and encodes 704 amino acids.